CUUCAGCGCUCGCCACUUGCCGAGCUGCCUCAUAAUAAUUGUUAUAGAGACGAGUUCAAUAAUUAAGCGAUAAAUAUACCAACAGAGUGGCGGCGAGUGGACAGCGGCAGUCGAGUGGCGGCCGCGUCGCGUAUCAGACACUCGUGCAUGUGAUGGGCUUGGAAGUUCAUUCGACAUUUUUCUAUUGGACGUCGAAGGAAUCUCACCGGACUGGUUCCCGCGCAACGCUGCUUAGUGCGCCGCUCUGGUGAACCCUUUCGCUUGUAAAUGUGCCGAUAUUUACAUAUGCGCGCUCGAUCUUGCAUCGAACUUUCGAUCUGCGCCCGUAGCUCAAUUGGUGUGCUUCGCUAGCAGGCCGCCGCUGCCCCAGCGCGCUCACCUCCCGCACAGCGUGCGAUGAUCCACGUGGGUCGAGGAGAACUAUGCGUGGGGCGUGCGCGUGCGCGGUGGUGUGCGCGUUGGUGGCACUGUGCGCGGCCGCGGAGCUGGACGAGGCGACGCGCGCCGCCGCCGAGAAGCAGCUGCUGGCGCUGCUGGGCCUGCCGCGCCGCCCGCCGCCGCGCCGCCGCCCGCCGCCGCCCGUGCCGCGCGCCAUGCGCCUGCUGUACGACGAGCGCUCCUCGCUGCCCGCCGCCGGCGCCAACACGGCGCGCGCCUUCUACCACACGCCCACCGAUCUCGACGAUCGCUUCCCCGGCGAGCACCGCUUCCGCCUGUUCUUCAACAUAAGCGGCGUGCCUUCGGACGAAGUCGCGCGAGGAGCCGACCUCUCCUUCCAGAGAGCCGUCGGCACGACGGGCAGGCAGCGGCUGCUGCUGUACGACGUCGUCAGACCCGGCCGGCGGGGCCGCACCGAGCCUAUCUUGAGGCUCCUAGAUUCCGUUCCGCUCCGAUCCGGGGAGGGCAUAGUCAACACGGAUGCUCUGGGCGCGGCGCGACGGUGGCUCGAGGAGCCCAAACAUAAUCAUGGACUUUUAGUGCGAGUUUUAGAAGAAGGUGCCGCGAGCAAAGACGCUAAGUUUCCGCACGUGCGGGUCCGAAGACGCGCUACGGACGAGGAGGAGGAGUGGCGAACGGUUCAGCCGCUGCUCAUGCUGUACACGGAGGACGAACGCGCGCGAGUCGCGCGGGAGGCCGGCGAGACGCGGCUGACGCGCAGCAAGCGCGCCGCGCAGCGCAGAGGCCACCGCGCGCACCACCGGCGCAAGGAGGCGCGCGAGAUCUGCCAGCGCCGGCCUCUGUUCGUCGACUUCGCCGACGUGGGCUGGAGCGACUGGAUCGUGGCUCCCCACGGCUACGACGCGUACUACUGCCAGGGCGACUGCCCGUUCCCGCUGCCGGACCACCUCAACGGCACGAACCACGCGAUCGUGCAGACUCUUGUCAACUCAGUGAAUCCCGCGACGGUGCCCAAAGCGUGCUGUGUACCGACACAACUCUCAUCUAUAUCUAUGUUAUAUAUGGACGAAGUGAACAACGUGGUGCUUAAAAAUUAUCAGGACAUGAUGGUAGUAGGUUGCGGCUGCCGAUGACGAAGGCGCGACCGGCUCGCGCGGACCUAGUGAUAUAUCGUGGACCCAGUGUACAUAUAGUAGAGGCCUCGACAAUUGUACAUAAUAUAUUUGUAUAUACACUUGUGUAAUUAUUAUUUUAUUGAGAAGAUUAUGAUGUAAUAAAAGAUUUAAAUUUUAA
Maniola jurtina (meadow brown) is the source of this 1692-nucleotide messenger RNA. RefSeq names its product protein decapentaplegic (gene dpp). Gene Ontology annotation, molecular function: growth factor activity; cytokine activity. The coding region runs from base 423 to 1532 and encodes 369 amino acids. The record is from RefSeq and is a predicted model, not a curated record. The transcript has 2 exons. Gene Ontology annotation, biological process: SMAD protein signal transduction; BMP signaling pathway. Gene Ontology annotation, cellular component: extracellular region. NCBI's taxonomy places the organism in Eukaryota, Metazoa, Arthropoda, Insecta, Lepidoptera, Nymphalidae.